Molecule: messenger RNA, 2186 nt
Organism: Physeter macrocephalus (sperm whale)
Lineage: Eukaryota; Metazoa; Chordata; Mammalia; Artiodactyla; Physeteridae
Gene: COPS7B
Product: COP9 signalosome subunit 7B
Exons: 8
Coding region: 74-1105 (343 amino acids)
Biological process (GO): COP9 signalosome assembly
Cellular component (GO): COP9 signalosome
Source: RefSeq, a predicted model, not a curated record
UGCUUGUAGGUUUCGUGGUUUCUGAAUCUCUAGACUUGAAACCAGGCGGGAAGAUCCUCUUCAGCCUCAAAAGAUGACAGCCCACAGAGAGGUAGCUUCUAUUUGCAUGGAACUCAGAAAUCUCCUGCAAAUCAUGGCUCAACUCAAGCCUCAUUUCCUCCAGAAGCCUUCCUUAAAUCACCUCUCUCCAGGACACAGCCAGGAGGGCCUUAUCUGUACCCCUGGGGCUCCUUGUGGCAUCAUCUGUCCUAGCCAGAUGGACCUGUCUCUCCCAGGAACCUUGAGCUCUCCCAGAUCUCAAGACCAGAGAAUGGCAGGUGAACAGAAACCCUCAAGUAACCUCCUGGAACAGUUUAUCUUACUAGCCAAAGGUACCAGUGGCUCAGCCCUCACUGCUCUCAUAAGCCAAGUUUUGGAGGCUCCUGGAGUAUAUGUCUUCGGAGAACUGCUGGAGCUGGCCAAUGUGCAGGAGCUUGCAGAAGGAGGUAAUGCUGCUUAUUUGCAGUUGCUGAACCUGUUUGCCUACGGAACAUACCCAGAUUACAUAGCCAACAAGGAGAGCCUGCCAGAACUGAGCACAGCUCAGCAGAACAAGCUGAAACACCUCACCAUCGUGAGCUUGGCGUCAAGGAUGAAGUGUAUCCCCUACUCCGUGCUGCUGAAGGACCUGGAGAUGCGGAAUCUCCGGGAACUGGAAGACCUCAUCAUCGAGGCUGUCUACACUGAUAUCAUCCAGGGCAAGCUGGAUCAGCGAAACCAGCUGCUGGAAGUGGAUUUCUGCAUUGGCCGUGACAUCCGAAAGAAAGAUAUCAAUAAUAUUGUCAAGACCUUGCAUGAAUGGUGUGAUGGCUGCGAGGCAGUCCUGCUGGGCAUCGAGCAGCAAGUUCUGAGAGCCAACCAGUACAAGGAGAACCACAGCCGAACUCAGCAGCAGGUAGAGGCUGAGGUUACCAACAUCAAGAAGACACUCAAAGCUACCGCGUCCUCCUCAGCUCAGGAGAUGGAGCAACAGUUGGCUGAACGAGAGUGUCCCCCCCAUGCUGAGCAGAGGCCACCCACUAAGAAGAUGUCCAAAGUGAAAGGUCUGGUCUCCAGCCGCCACUAGGGCUGGCUGGGGCAGCUGGCACUCACCAGGCCUGGGUCAGGUGGGGAGGGGACACCAAGGGCCAUUUCCUCCCCUCUCUACCUUCCACGAGUUCCAGACCUGCCCGUCCCCUCACCAGCGCCGCCCGCACAUUGGUACUGUUCCAGAAGAGCCGUUAACUCCCUUCCCUCUCCCACUCCCUCCUCCCCAGUCGCUCCCUUCAGACUCAGGGGCUCCACGGAUGCCAUCCCAACAGGGCCAGACACUGCCCAGCUUCCCUCUAGGAGGUUCUUGUCUCUGUCUAAGGGCUUGUAUCCCUCCCAGUUUUUCUUUUGCUUCAUGUCAUUUUGUCAGGCUGGUCAUAAGCUGGAAGCAGCUUUAACUGGCCCGCAGGGAUGACUGCGAAGGAGGCCCCUCUCUGCGUGACGGGAGGCUCUCCUUCUCCAGCCCCGUGUGCCACAGUACCCACAAUGGUGCAGGCGCUCUAGCCAGGUAUCAGAAUGCUUUGUUUUCCCUCUCCUGCCUUAUCCCUUGUUGGCAGCUCAGAUCAGGCCGUGGAGGGAUGUGAUGCUGGGCUAUGUUUACUAAACCUGCGGGUUUUCAGCCUCUUACGCCCAGCUCCAAUCUCUCAUUAGUUGGGAGCACCGGGCUGAUUAACCUCUGGAAUCUGAGCACCCGUAGGGGUCGCUGCGGGUCUGCUGGGUGGCAGAAGUUUCUUCUGGCUUGGUGUUCUCCGCUGGCCUUGCUCCGUGCUGCCUCUGACUACUCAGACUGGUUUUUGGUGUGAAGGCCCCGGCUGCCCACUGGGGCUGUCUGCCAACAGUUGUUCUCCCGAGGUCUUUAAUUCUUCCCGGCUGCAUCCGUGGUGGGGAUGGUGGUGUUGAGGCCCCUCUAUCUGGUGAAGGAUCUGUUGCUGCUUCUGUUUCUUUCUUCCCACCCUCCCUGGCUGGUGACCCAGAGCCCUCUGAUGAUGGCAUUCUCCUGGCAAGAGAAAAGGACUUGACUAGCCUUUCUGAACUUGAACAGUUUCAGGUUAUAUUUUAAUUUUUUUUUUUUUUUUGUACAGGUUCUGAUUCUAAUACAUUUCAACAUGCUUUUUUUC